UGCAUUUUAUUUUCAGCUCAAGCUUGUGCAGAUGUUCUGGCAUUAGCCAAAGAAGCUAGAAAGCGAAAUCUUGGUCCUCUUCAUCCUUCCUUUAAUGUGAUAAAGAUAAUAAGAGAGGGACUGAUGAGAAAUCUUCCAGAAAACACUCACAAGUUGUCAUCGGGCAGACUGUGUAUUUCACUAACCAGAGUAUCAGAUGGUAAAAAUGCAUUGAUAUCUAAUUUUAACUCUAAAGAAGAAGUUGUCCAGGCUUUAAUCUGUAGUUCAUUUGUCCCUAUUUAUUGUGGCCUAAUUCCACCGUCCUUUAGAGGUGUGCGCUAUGUGGAUGGAGGAAUCAGUGACAACUUGCCUCACUAUGAAUCUAAGAAUACCAUCACAGUUUCGCCUUUCGCUGGGGAGUGUGAUAUCUGUCCAAAGGGGAGUUCUGCCAACUUUCAUGAAAUGAAUGUGACCAACACAAGCAUUCAGCUCAGUUUGGGGAACCUUUAUCGUUUAACACAAGCGCUCUUUCCACCAGAACCUAAGGUACUAGGAGAGAUCUGUGAACAAGGAUAUUCAGAUGCUCUUAAGUUCUUGAGAGAGAAUGGUAUUCUGAAUGACGCAAUUUAUAUCCACUUGUCCUUCUCAAAAAGAAAUCCUCAUGAGGCUGCACAACACGUUGACCAUAUGAAGAAAAAAAUAUUGACAGAAAAUAACAGAGUAGAAACUUUGAAAGUGGAAGUACUUAAUAACCAGCUGAAGCAAAAUCCAUGGCCUUUGGAGAAGAGCAUAUUUGAGAGUCUACCUCCUAGACUCCGUAAAGCACUGCAGGAAGCUUGUAAAGAACAGAAUGGAUUCUGCGCUCAGUUCUCUAAACUCUUCCCAAUGCGGGUGAUAUCCUAUCUGAUGCUACCGUAUACACUACCAGUGGAGUCCGCUUACUCUGUUGCUUUACGGUUAGUGAACUGGUUUCCUGACAUGCCUGCUGAUGUUCGAUGGAUGCAAGAACAGCUUUGUCGGGUUGCUGGUACAGUUUAUUCCCAGGCUAAAAGGAAGCUGUUCUGUACAUCCAGGAAGGACAAUUAUGCAUCACUAAGAAAAUGUCAAACUGUCCCAUCUACUAUGGAAUUUCAUUCUUCAUACUGCCACCUUAAAAUGCCUCACUCUUCUGCAGACCUUGAAACCUGGCUCUGGGAAUCUUCACGCUUUGUGCACUCAGCUAUGAAAAAUGCUUCUGCUAACAUGCAGGAGCAUUCACACUUAAACUCCUUUCCUAAUUUUUUCCCAAAUUCUGAUGAGUCUGGGUUGGAAAUAGAUUUUGACUCUUCCUCAGAGACAAGUUUCCAAACCGCUCCAGAGUAUUAAUUUGGAAGUAGAUUCCAGAGUUUCCAAAAUUCCAAUUUGGCAGAGAAAUUUAAAUCCUAAAGGACUAAAGAUCACUUUGUUUAUUGCCAAUAAGUCUUGGAAAAUUAUUUGUUUACAGCUUCCUGACAAAUCUGCCUUGGGAAUUCUACUGUUUUAAGGAUUAUAAAAACAGUGGCUGCUACACUAAGUAACAGACUAUAAUUCUGUCGAAUUACCAGCUCAAUCAAC
Molecule: messenger RNA, 1572 nt
Organism: Fulmarus glacialis (Northern fulmar)
Lineage: Eukaryota; Metazoa; Chordata; Aves; Procellariiformes; Procellariidae
Product: patatin-like phospholipase domain-containing protein 2
Exons: 8
Biological process (GO): lipid homeostasis; triglyceride catabolic process
Cellular component (GO): membrane; lipid droplet; cytoplasm
Molecular function (GO): triacylglycerol lipase activity
Source: RefSeq, a predicted model, not a curated record